AUGCUUGAAGAUCUACCUUUGAGGAUAGGGAAUAUUGAAAUCCCCAUUGACUUCAUUGUGCUUGAAAUGGAUGAAGAACCAACAGACCCUUUGAUACUAGGGAGACCUUUCUUAGCUACAGCAAGAGCAAUGCUAGAUGUCUGUGAAGGUACAAUAGAACUGAACCUUGGAAAAGACCUAAAGAUGAAGUUUGACAUCAAGGAUACAAUGAGGAAGCCAACAAUAGAAGGUCAACUCUUUUACAUUGAAGAAAUGGAUCAGUUGGCGGAUGAACUUUUGGAGGAAGUGUCUUUGGAAGACCACUUGCAUGUUGCUCUCACCAAGGAUCAAUCUGAAGGGUAUCUGCAUUCAGAAACUGAGGAGUAUUCUAGGCUCCUUGACACUUUCAGACCGAGAAAGUACAGGAAAGUCAUUGGCUACACUCUUGAUGAUAUCAAGCGAAUCUCUCCUGAUUUAUGCAUUCAUAGGAUUCAUUUAGAGGAUGAAAGUAAGUCUAGCAUUGAACCUCAAAGGAGAUUGAACCCAAAUCUAAAGGAAGUAGUGAAGAAAGAGAUACUUAAGUUGCUUGAUGCUGGGAUCAUUUAUCCCAUCAAUGAUAGCACUUGGAUAUCUCCAGUUCACUGCGUCCCAAAGAAGGGAGGAAUCACUGUCAUAAAGAAUGACAAAGAGGAGCUGAUCCCCACUAGAACAAUAAUGGGGCAUCGCAUGUGUAUAGACUAUAGGAAGUUAAAUUCUGCAUUUAGAAAGGAUCAUUUUCCUCUUCCUUUCAUUGAUCAGAUGCUUGAAAGAUUGGCAAACCAUCCCUUCUAUUGUUUUCUUGAUGGUUAUAGUGGUUUCUUCCAAAUCCCGAUCCAUCCCAACGAUCAUCAGAAGACCACUUUCACAUGCCCUUAUGAGGAGAUGGUAGAAGUCUUCAUGGACGAUUUCUCAGUCUAUGGAGCAUCCUUCUCCUCAUGUUUGUCAAACUUGUGCAGGGUCUUGCAGAGGUGUGAGGAGACAAAUCUGGUGCUCAACUGGGAGAAGUGCAACUUCAUGGUCCAAGAAGGAAUCGUUCUUAGACACAAAAUUUCUGAGAAGGGGAUCGAGCUCGAUCGAGCUAAGGUUGACGUGAUGUUGCAGCUUCCUGUGCCUAAGACUGUGAAGGACAUCAUGAGCUUUAUGGGUCAUGCAAGGUUUUCCAGAAGAUUCAUCAAGGAUUUCUCCAAGAUAGCAAGACCAUUGACAAGACUUCUAUGCAAGGAAGUGGAUUUUGAGUUUCAUGAAGAAUGCCAUAAGUCUUGGACCUUGCUGAAGGAUGCUCUGGUUUCAUCCCCGAUUGUUCAAGCUCCAAAAUGGGAUCACCAAUUCGAGAUUAUGUGUGAUGCGUCUGACUAUGCAGUAGGAGCUGUGCUUGGCCAAAAGAUAGACAAGAAGCUCAAUGUCAUCUAUUAUGCAAGCAGAACCAUGGAUGAUGCUCAAUGCAAGUAUGCAACCACAGAGAAGGAGCUCCUUGCUGUAGUCUUUGCCUUUGAGAAAUUUUGA
Molecule: messenger RNA, 1521 nt
Organism: Microthlaspi erraticum
Lineage: Eukaryota; Viridiplantae; Streptophyta; Magnoliopsida; Brassicales; Brassicaceae
Source: the annotation of a GenBank genome assembly